Erigeron canadensis is the source of this 845-nucleotide messenger RNA. RefSeq lists its product as uncharacterized. The coding region runs from base 39 to 803 and encodes 254 amino acids. The record is from RefSeq and is a predicted model, not a curated record. Lineage: Eukaryota; Viridiplantae; Streptophyta; Magnoliopsida; Asterales; Asteraceae. The transcript has 3 exons.
AACCAAUAAAGACUCCACAUGGGAGUUAUCCACAAAACAUGGCAACCACACCCACUCCCAUUUCUGCUGCAAACACCCCAUUUCACCCCAGAUUAAGACCACCUUCAUCUCCUUCACUGGUUGCAAAAUUCAGCAACCCCCUAUAUAUAAAUGGUAUAAUUACGAAAAACUCGAAAGUGAGUAAAAGUAAUGGUGUAUUAAGAAAUGGAUUGCUAAACAGAUAUGUGUUGGAUAAAGCUACACAAAGAGUUGAAUCGGCCAACAAGGAGCUAACUGAGAUCGAAAAACAAGAAAACAAGACAGUGUACAUCAAUCAGCUAGAAACCAGAGUCUCUAAGAUUGCAGAACUUGAGAAACAACAACAAAUGACAGAAAGUAAAACUGUUAACAUAAACGAAGAGAAGUUGGAAUCCAUAAAAGCUGCAUCCAUUUCGGCCGUUGUUGGCACUUUAGCAAGCUUGCCAAUUUCCUUGACUCAUUUUACCAAUUCCCAUCAGCUAACUGUUUCAACUUCAAUUGCCAUUAUUACAUGUGCAUUGUAUGGUGCAACCUAUCGUUAUACUAUCCGAAAAGAUUUAAAUGAUUUUCAUCUUAAGAAUGGAACUUCUGCAGCUUUUGGCAUUGUCAAAGGAGUUGCUACAUUGGAGGGGCGGCCAUCUUUGGAUGCAUUUAGUGGUGUCGUAUGCGUUUCUGAGAAUGUAUUGAUUUUUCUUUUAGCUGCUGCUGGUCUGGACUUCUGCUAUAAGAUGGGAAUAUUAAGUCCAUUUCCACUUGAAAGAUCGGUUUCAAGAACUAAAAUGUAACAAACAAAUAUAUAUUUAUACAAGGCAUAUUGUGUUUCUAAA